Messenger RNA from Oncorhynchus mykiss (rainbow trout), 6531 nucleotides. NCBI's taxonomy places the organism in Eukaryota, Metazoa, Chordata, Actinopteri, Salmoniformes, Salmonidae. The record is from RefSeq and is a predicted model, not a curated record.
UGUACUGAAAAAACAUACCCCUCCACCUCCACCCCCCUUGAGAGGCAAUGCAGUCUCAUUACACUCAAAGGGCAAAACGGGCAUCAUAAUGAAGCUGAUAGAAUAGAAAUCUCUGAGCCCACACCACCGCACUGCAGAGUCCAAAACAGCAGUUAAGACCUUGAUGGUAUCUAUGCCACGGCACAGGUCUAGCUGUGUAAUUCAGCCCUGGAUUAUUAAUGCAUUGACAAACACAAAAAGAGGAUAACCUUCUGUCCCAUCUCCCACCCACACCUCACAAUUUGACACAUAUUUUGUGAACAACAAACGUGCGUCAGCACUCGUGGGAGAAACUGUGUCCUAAAAUUCGAUCACAGGAGGGCUGAACACGCUACUGAUCUUACAAGCAUAGUAACCUUCAUCCUCCCUACAUCAGUGCAAUCCUGCCAAAAAGGAUGAAAAGUCAGUCAGGACGAAAUAGGGAAAACAUUCACUUAAGCUUGGUGGACUCACAUCCAGCAAAUCCAAUACCUCUCGUAUCUCUCUAUAUCUCGCUAUCUCUAUAUCCCCUUCUAAGAAUAUGGUAAGGGGUGCAUACGCCCCCCAUCACUAGUCCUGUCCUCUAUGGGUCUGGAUUGAUGGGAUAACUGAGAGUCUUGUCUGUCUGUUAAAGCUGCUCACAGGGUGGUAUGGCUGUUUUUAGAUCUAGAGAUGGGCGUUGGGUAUGAAGGCAUGUUUGCACUCUAAGGUAUGUUGUUUACAGGGACACUGACACAUUCUGGAAUUAUAGGCUGUCUGUUUUUAAAAACCAGGGUUGUAAUUCAUACAACUUAGAGUAGUGAUUAUUGAUCAGACUGUACUACAAGAGUAAGUAUGUUUUCUAACGUUAAGUAGGCCAGUAUGCCAGGUAAAGAGUUUAGCAUGUGUCCCUUUGAAAAGUGAUUUUGAACAAUUGAUGGCACUGAACCAUCAAUCUUUAAAAAUCAGUUGUGAAAGGUACGCAUGAUUGGUUCUGUGUUCAUGGCAGGUAUUUGGAUCUAUGCUAUGUUUGCACGUGUGUUCAUGGAGUUGGAAAGAAAUCAACAAGUGUAGCACAAUUUAGAAUGACCUCAUCCUCUAUGCUUUCUGAUAUCCUUGACAGCAUGUGGCCAAGUUUUGCUUCAGCACUUUGAUAGAUUCAAGGCAAGCUGCUGAGGCAUGGGGUCAAGUCCCAGUAGUUCAGAAGUAUGUGACCAGAAACCGUUAUUAUAGCAGCUGCAAGUUCAGCUCUGCAUGAAUAUACUGUAUAUAAAGUAUUUUCCUAUGGGCUGAAAUGAAAGAUAUUGUUAUCUGAACAGUCAUUAGCUCAGUGGAUUCUGAUAUGUCGAUGUAAGGGCAGAAGCCUGUGAUCACAACUUGUAAAUCAUCUACUUUUCAAUUCAUUUUGUUGAGAAUGAAUCAAGAUACUGUGUUUUUAUUUGUGUCCAAUUACUUGGUUCUUUACUUUGUAACUCCCAUUUAUUCUGAAAGGAACCGCAUAGAAGGCAUAUAGUGAUGUAUAAUGUUGUGUUUGUAAUCUGCAGUUCUGCAAAGCGAGGAUGCCUGAUAGAGUAGCAGCACACAGCACAGAGCACUGAGAGCAGCCAUUCUGUUUGUGAUGGUAUCAUCCCAUUAUCACUGGCACCGGAUGACGGUAGUAGCUUAUAUUUCACUCAUGAGUAAAUAUUGAUAGAUCUGAUUGUACAGGAAACACAAGAGCCUUGUGUAAAUAUUUGGCUCAGUAGUGCCAACAUCUGCAAAUGCACAGUUCUGAACAGACACAGAACUAGAGAACCAGGCAAAUGGAGCGAAAAAACAGUAAUGUACUUUCUGGUUAUUUCAAACCUUUCUUUAAUCAAACUCAAAAGACAAACACUCCUUAAAAGCCUUUUUGUGUUUUAGAGUGAAAAACAAGGUCCCCGUCUACAACCACAGUCAGGUCUACCCUGCUCUGUGGUCCCCGCUCUAUCCUCAAGCCCACCCACCCCACCUCCUGCCAGCCUCCCUCACGCUAUAGUGUCCCUGUCAGAAUUCAAUUCCUUCCCAGCUUCACAUUACGUACAUAGGGAGAGCACAGAAUGAUACACUUAUGCAACACUUAGCAUAUUAACCUUCUGUUUGAAUUAUCCUUGGAGGGGGAGAUUGGGAUUGUAGAGUGUGGGAGGGGAGGCUGCCAGUGUGAUGGCCUGCUGAGUUACAGAAUGCCGUAGUAGUGAUUUCCUAAACUCCCACUGUGUCACAAUGCAUCAUGGGAGAUGAGCCAUGUUCAACUGAAGGCACAUUUGUUGUGUUACAUAUGACAACGUCAUUAACGUGUCAUGCCAGCUUGUUACAGUGGGCCACCGGCCAUGUUCCUAUUUGAUGUUCUAGCAAACAUCCACCAGCUUUCAACAAAACAUGUUCUCCAACAGCACUUUAUCAAAGAGCAGCUCAAAUGCACUAUUAUAUUUUCAAGAAAAUACACAAGCAUAAAUGUGGGUGAAUUCUAUCCUAGUACAGCUAAGGACAUUAGAUGUAAUGUAAUUGAUAACUGUCUUUGUGGUAGGUACACAUGAGAGACAUGACAGCAGUGUCCUUGGCUUACACUAUACCACUCCACUGUCAGUGCAGAGGGGUUUAUAUCUAAAGCUUGAGUGGUUACUUUCCCUACAAGCCAGAAAAAUUCAUGCUCCUUCAUUAGCAUUGGAAUGGGGAUGGGGUUAUAGUGGGCAGACUGUAGCAUAGUGGGUAGACUUUUAGUGUGUUUUCUUCCCUCUAAUGCUCUGGAAGCCUGUGGGCUCUGGCGAGGCCGGCUGUGUGCUCGUAAGUAAAAGGGCACAGAGAAUGAAAAAGCCUUAAUUGACCAGAUAUCCUUCAUUACACACAGGCUUACAAACCCAAUGCACUCUGUCCCCCUAAGACGAGUUCUAAAGCACAAAGGCCAGUGACAGACAGGAAGCCAGUCUGGAAGAUGGAAAAUGUUUUUUAGACAGAUAGAUUUGAGUUUAUUCACUUGUAUUUUGAUUUCUGGGAACGUACUGCAUCUGAUGAUGGCUUAGUCACUUCGGGGUACACAUUGAUGGAUAACAAGCUGUUCAUAGAUUAAAGGAGCUGUAAGUGACUGUAUCAAUGGUAUGAACAGUACAGUAGAUGUUAAGUGUGCUGCAGAUUUAGAAACAUGUUAUAUAUAUUUCUUGUCUAUGCAGGGCCAUCUUGAAUUUGUCAAGCUGUCACUUUUCUGGACCUGACAAUGUUUCGUAAGAAGAAAAAGAAGAGGCCAGAGAUCUCGGCACCAAAGAACUUUGAGCACCGGGUGCACACCUCUUUUGAUGCUAAACGAGGCUGCUUCGUGGGCCUGCCAACCCAAUGGCACAGUUUGAUAGAGAACCUCCGCAGGCCCAAGCCUAUGGUGGACCCCUCCCGGAUCACCCCAGUUGAGCUCAAUCCAAAGAAGACCAUUGUGCGUGGGAGUAUGAUCGGCCAUGGAGACUACAUCUCAGCCAUGAUCUCCGACAUGAGUAGGCUGUCCGUGACCAGCUCCAACUCCCUAAGGAAGAGCAGCCCUUCAGGCAGGAAGAGGGCCCAGUCCCUUGGCAGGCUGGGGGAGGUUAAGGAGGGGGACACCUACCAGUAUGAAGACCUGGGAGAGGAUGACAUGGAGCAGCAGCAGUGGAGGGACAGGGCUCAUAACAUCCACAGUGAGAGUGGGAUGCCCCAAAUGGGCAUGAAGAAGAGCAUCACCCUGCAGCCCAACGGGGAUCUUCCCAGGGCUAAGUCCACCUACGAGGUGAGUGUCAGCUCUCUGGAGAGACCCCCGGUUCCAUCCCAGCCCAUACAGGUGCCUAUUAAAGGGGCUUAUAUCAGCUGUGAGGUGGGCAGUCCCACAGAGAGACUGAUGGUGAGGAGAGACUUCCAGGUGCCGAGGGUUAUGCCACACAACCAGAGGCCCUUCUCAUGCUUCUACAACCCAGCCAUGGCUGUCCAGCAGCCCCAUCCUGAUCAUGGGCGACACCUCCCUCCGGAGUACCGCACCAACCUCUACAUCCACUCCCACAACAGCCCUAGCAGACCAUACUCCUCCUACGACCUGAAGGCAGAGUCGGCUCUGAGGCACCACCAGUCAGGCUUCCUACCCAGCACCCCCAGCAGUCCCUUCAUGAGUGGCAUCAGACCCCACAGGACGGUGCGCUCCUCAGCCAGCUACACCCUGGGACUGUCUCCCAACAUGGGCCUGAGACUCAAUGGCCCUGACCCUUUUUUGAGACACUCAGGGUGCCCUAAUGCUCCCUUCCCCAGGCAGGACAGCCCCUCCCAGCCCCGGCCCUCCCCCACAGGCUCCCUGGCCACCAGCCCCCCAGGCACAUGCUCCCCUGCUUUCAGACCCCCUCAGCACCCCCAGAGGCCGCCACCAGACCCCCCCAGGGUGACCCAUGAACAGUUUAAGGCUGCCCUGCAGAUGGUGGUAGACAAGGGAGACCCUCGGUUGUACCUGGAGAACUUUGUGAAGAUUGGCGAAGGUUCGACGGGGGUGGUGUGUAUUGCUCGGGAGAAACACAGUGGCAGGCAGGUGGCCGUGAAGAUGAUGGACCUGCGGAGACAACAGCGAAGAGAGCUGCUUUUCAACGAGGUGGUGAUCAUGAGGGACUACCAGCACAGGAACGUGGUGGAGAUGUUUAAGAGUGCCCUGGUGGAGGAGGAGCUCUGGGUCAUCAUGGAGUACAUAGAGGGUGGAGCACUAACCAACAUCGUGUCUGAGACCAGGCUGAGUGAGGAGCAGAUAGCCACAGUGUGUGAGGCUGUGCUGCAAGCCCUGGCCUACCUUCACUCCCAGGGAGUCAUCCACAGGGACAUCAAGAGUGACUCCAUACUGCUAACACUGGAUGGGAGGAUCAAGCUGUCAGACUUUGGGUUCUGUGCACAGAUCAGUAAGGACAUUCCCAAGAGGAAGUCUUUAGUAGGAACACCCUACUGGAUGGCUCCGGAGGUCAUCUCUAAAUCUCCAUACAGCACUGAGGUGGAUGUGUGGUCUCUGGGCAUCAUGGUAGUUGAGAUGGUGGACGGAGAGCCCCCCUACUUCAGUGAGACCCCCGUUGCAGCCAUGAGAAGACUGAGGGAUGAGCCAGCUCCCACCGUACGGAACACAACCCAGGUAUCCCCGGUGUUGAAAGACUUCCUGAACCGUAUGUUGACCCGGGACCCAGUGGAGAGGGCCAGCGCCACAGACCUGCUAGAACACCCCUUCCUCCUGCAGAGCGGCUCCCCACAGUGCCUGGUGCCCCUGGUGGAGCAGUACCGCAAGCGCAUGUCUCACUGCUGAUCCCAUGGUGGACCCUGAUCCCUGAUUACUACUGUACCCACCCUGAGUGUGAUCUGCCCAGGCCCAACCCACCCAGCACCCACCCCAGUGUGGGAGCAGCACCAGAGAGCAGAUCCAGACCCAGAGAUCCUGGUGCUGUUACAGAGCUCAUGGCAUCAGGCCUGUAGGCUUGGUAAACAAUGGCACAGCAUGGGCCUAGAGACCUACUGUAAGAAGCACUUUAGCAGUGAGUUGGUGUAGUGAAACAGUAGCAUGCAAACAAACAGUAUUCCUAACUCAUUUCAACAACGUCUGGUUCUACCUGUGAUAGACAACAUCCAAUGGGAUUCCUCCCGACACAACACCAAUCUAGCCUUGGUACAUUAUAUACAGACUUGAAAUCCAAGGGAACUGUAAACUGCAUUGUGAACUUUUACUGUAAUUGAGCAGUUUCCCAUUGUAGUGUUUGGAUAAUAGUGAAUUUUCAGCUUGUGCUAUAGACUCAAGUUAUGGUAGCUCAUGACUUGGAGAGAAGCUUGAUGUUACAUACCUCUACAACCAUAUGGGACACUGACUGAAGUUCACCUUGUCAGUAAACAAUUUGCAUGGCCAAAUGAAGGCAGACCUGGCCUGAUCAGAAUGUUUAAAACAUGCUACUAUGAGAGACCUGCCGCCAGUAUCACCAUGACAAAUGUGUAGAUGAGGGGAUGUCUGUUCGUUUUUAUUGUGCUCAAGGAAUCAUGUUCCUUUUAAUAUUUAUUAUAUUUUGCUUUCCCGAAAAGUGUUGUGAAUGGUUUGUAACGUGAAAUUGCAAAUAAGUUUUCAGUUUAGAAUAUCAACUUGAAAUGUAGCAGAUGAACAAAUAAUGUAAAUACAUCCUGUAUAUUAGGACUUACUUGCAGAGCCACUGUACUUACACUACCGCUCAAAAGUUUGGGGUCACUUAGAAAUGCCCUUGUUUUCCAUGAAAACAUACAUGAAAUGAGUUGCAAAAUGAAUAGGAAAUACAGUCAAGACGUUGACAAGGUUAUAAAUAAUGAUUUUUAAUUGAAAUAAUAAUUGUGUCCUUCAAACUUUAAUUUCGUCAAAAAAUCCUCUAUUUGCAGCAAUUACAGUCCUGCAGGCUUUUGGCAUUCCAGUUGUCAAUUUGUUGAGGUAAUCUGAAGAGAUUUCACCCCAUGCUUCCUGAAGCACCUCCCACAAAUUGGAUUGGCUUGAUGGGCACUGCCUACGUACCAUACGGUCAAGCUGCUCCCACA